Diaporthe batatas is the source of this 1419-nucleotide messenger RNA. RefSeq lists its product as uncharacterized. The record is from RefSeq and is a predicted model, not a curated record. Gene Ontology annotation, biological process: translation. Bases 1 to 1419 code for a protein of 472 amino acids. NCBI's taxonomy places the organism in Eukaryota, Fungi, Ascomycota, Sordariomycetes, Diaporthales, Diaporthaceae. Gene Ontology annotation, molecular function: structural constituent of ribosome; protein binding. Gene Ontology annotation, cellular component: Cdc73/Paf1 complex; large ribosomal subunit. The transcript has 5 exons.
AUGGCCGGCGCGAUGUUGUCCACACGGGCGACUUCCUCCCUCUUCCCACGGCUUCCCUCCUCAGCCUUCUUCUCGCCGUACAGACUUGCAUCGCUUCAGAUAAGGCACAUGUCUCUUCCAUUCCUGCCGACAUAUUCGCUUGCCAUACCUGCAAUCUCUCUGAACCUCCCGUCCAUUCCGGACGUGCUCGAAGGAAUCUGGGAGGGUAUCUUGAAGGCUGUUCCCAAGAAGAAGACAUCACAUUCCAAAAAGAGGCACCGGCAGAUGGCGGGGAAAGCGCUGAAGGAUGUCAACAAUCUAUGCAAAUGCCCUGUCUGUGGAGGAACGAAGAGAAUGCACCACCUCUGCGAGACAUGCAUGAACAAGAUGAGGAACAUGAUGGACAAGAGGAUCGAGAACAAACAAGCAAAGCCAACGAUAAAAAAGACAAUCGAUUCCAAGCAGUACUUGACCACCCAUACGGUGGACAAUGCCCACACCACCGAUAUCUUCUCCCUGGCCGCAACGCCAAACUUCCUCUUCUCUGCGAGCGGCUCCUCCACGAUAAACCUUCACCGGAUCAACGAUGCUUCGGGGACCUUUCCCAUAAGCCAGUCUCUCUCCGCACACAAGCUCGGCUGCCACCACGUCGCAACCGCACCCCGUGGCUCGAAUGGCACCGUAGCUGCCUCGAUCGGCUUCGGUGGCGACAUCAAAAUAUGGCGGUCAAACCCAGACAGCGGCGACUUCGCACUCGACUACGAGAUCACGCCCGCUGAGGCCAAGACCAAGGGCGCUGCUGAUUCAUGGGCUGUGGCGCUCAGCUCCGACGAGAACUACAUGGCCUGCACAACCCACGACGGCAGAAUACACGUGUGGGAUCUCGCAUCCAAGACCGUCUUGCAGACCUACGAGACGGGAGGUGGCGGGAACGGAAGCUUUGGCCUGUCCGUGGACCUGAGUGCUGAUGGGCGUCUGACGGCGAGUGGGCACCAGAAUGGGUCGGUCUACGUGUUCAACAACGACGCGGGACAUUUGAAGUACUCGCUAUCUGGUCUCGCAAAACCAGUGAGAGCAGUUGCCUUCUCACCAGGAAGCACUCGCCUCGCGGCGGCGGGCGACGCAGGCAUCAUCGCCAUCUACGAUGUCACUACCGGAGAGCAUGUGGGCAUUCUGAACAGCGGCGGCUCCUCGUCUGCAUGGAUCACCUCCCUGGACUGGUCAGACACGGGCGAGUUCCUGCUCUCCGGGUCUACUGACGGGAAGGUCAAGGUUUGGUCGAUAGAUCGCGGUGUCUGUGUGGCGACGCAUAGCGAGACGGACAAAAUUCUCUGGAGCGUCAAGUGGUUGCCAAAGGCGGCGGCGCAUCGCGGGGAGAUGUUCUGUACGGCAGGUGCGAACCGCAGCCUGACUUUCUACCGCGAGGGUGGAAAGGUCUGA